AUGCUCUCCGCCGGGGAACGUCCCCAGCCGCCGCACGCUCCCAAAGUCGACUCAACCUCAGUGCCCGUGAGCAAGGCGCACAUCAUGCCCAAUCUGACCAACGGCUCCGCGCACCAACCCAAUGCGAAUGCGCAGAUGCAACAUAUCUGGGUCGUAACCGGACCAGCAGGGUGUGGAAAGAGCACAGCCGGCAACGUCCUGCGCAAACACCUCGGCGUCCCAUUCUUAGAAGGCGACGACUACCACCCAGAAUCCAACAAAGAAAAAAUGUCCCAGGGCAUCCCUCUAACGGACGAAGACCGCUGGGACUGGCUCAUCUCCCUCCGCCGAGCAGCAAUUGAAGCCCUCUCCCCAAGCGACGCAAACCAAACCCAGCGCCCCGCCGGCGUGGUCGUCGCCUGCUCAGCCCUGAAACAAAAGUACCGGGACGUGAUGCGCGUGGCCGCCUACGGCUCGCCCAAUGUGCAGAUCCACUUUGUCUACCUCAAGCUGGAUGAGAAGGUCCUCCUGCAGCGCGUGACACAGCGCAAGUCGCACUACAUGAAGAGUAGCAUGGUGCAGUCGCAGCUGGCGGCGCUGGAGGAGCCGAAGGGCGAGUGGGAUGCUAUCACUAUCAAUGUGGAGGGGUCGAUGGAGGAUGUGCAGAGGAAUGUGAUCGAGGCUGUUGUGGAGAAGCUUGCUGAGUAUGAAUGA
Molecule: messenger RNA, 693 nt
Organism: Penicillium nucicola
Lineage: Eukaryota; Fungi; Ascomycota; Eurotiomycetes; Eurotiales; Aspergillaceae
Product: gluconokinase
Exons: 2
Coding region: 1-693 (230 amino acids)
Cellular component (GO): cytoplasm
Molecular function (GO): gluconokinase activity
Source: RefSeq, a predicted model, not a curated record